Molecule: messenger RNA, 6171 nt
Organism: Talaromyces atroroseus
Lineage: Eukaryota; Fungi; Ascomycota; Eurotiomycetes; Eurotiales; Trichocomaceae
Exons: 8
Coding region: 1-6171 (2056 amino acids)
Biological process (GO): phospholipid translocation; retrograde vesicle-mediated transport, Golgi to endoplasmic reticulum; endocytosis
Cellular component (GO): trans-Golgi network; plasma membrane; endosome
Molecular function (GO): ATPase-coupled intramembrane lipid carrier activity; ATP binding; magnesium ion binding
Source: RefSeq, a predicted model, not a curated record
AUGUCGCUCUCUAAUGAAUACCUCCACGGCCUUGACCAUUCCGAUCCCCCUACCGACGAUGACCUAGAUCUUGAGGAGCUCGAUCCCCAAACGGCUGGAACUUAUCAUGCAACUCGACCCUCGCGAGACCACAAUAGACAAGCGAGCGGCUAUGGAGCUCGCAUAGCUCUAAGAAAUUUGCGGACUCGCAAUAAGAAUCGUUUGUGGGGUCGAGACGUAUCAGGACGUCAUCAAGGAGCAGAGAACGACCUCGAUAGCCUAUUCGAUGACCGCGAUGAGAUCGCUUUUAAUCCGCAUGAGGACGACGCUCCUCUUUUGAGUGGACAGAGAAGGAGCGGAGCAUCUUUCGACGACCGUCGUUCGACAAAAUCUCGGCUUCCCAGUUUCCGAUCUGCCAAUACCCCGUCGCGGCCAGCUGAAGAGUCGACGAGUACGGCUUCUGCCCGAGAGGUCUUGGUAGGCCAGACGCAGCACCUCAAAUUUCCAGCUAAUGCGGUAUCAAAUGCCAAAUAUACGCCAUGGAGCUUUCUUCCGCGCACGCUGUAUAACGAAUUUUCGUUUUUCUUCAACUUGUAUUUUCUCUUCGUCGCGCUGUCACAAAUUAUUCCCGUCCUCCGAAUUGGGUUUCUCUCUUCAUAUAUAGCUCCGCUGGCCUUUGUUGUUGCCAUAUCAUUGGGCAAAGAAGCAUGGGAUGAUAUCGGCCGGAGAAGGAGGGACGCGGAGGCCAAUGCGGAAGAGUUUACUGUCCUGUCGUUUGGACCACCUGCAGCUGGAGGCAAUGGGCGCGGAAGGGCAAGAAGCGCGGCUGACUCUGUGCUUGAUGGAGGCGUCUACGAGAUUACUAAGAAAUCGCGAGAUCUGAAAGUUGGAGAAGUGCUAAAGAUCAAAAAGGACCAGCGACUACCUGCAGAUGUCGUCAUAUUAAAAAGCACAUUGACAGAGUCGUCUGUGCAAAUAAGACAACCGGAUGCAGCCAACACCCCUCAAGCGUCCGAAGUCGAUCUUCUCGAGUCAAGCUCGGAGCAUCCAGAAACGGGUGACAGUAUCAGCCGAAAAGCAGACGAAGACAAUCAAGCUAGCGGCACGAGUGAUACUUUCAUACGAACCGACCAACUUGAUGGAGAAACCGAUUGGAAACUUCGCCUUCCAGCAGCACUUACUCAGGCUCUCGAUUUGCGAGAUUUCAAGCGAUUGAAAGUCCAUGCCAGUGCCCCCGAUAAGCGUGUCAAUGAAUUUCUCGGCAAGAUUGAAUUACUACCGCCUCAUUACAGCUCAUACGAUCCGCCUGUCAGCAAAACAAUAGCCCCAGACAAUGGUGUGUCCAACAAUGCACAAGAUUUCGAAACUGGCGUCGAGUCAGCUCCUCUGGGCAUCGAUAACACUGCCUGGGCAAAUACUGUGCUUGCCUCGAACACUGUCACAUUUGCUGUCAUUAUAUAUACUGGACCGCAGACUCGGUCCGCUAUGUCUACCUCACCUUCAAGGUCCAAGAUCGGCUUGCUGGAAUAUGAGAUUAACAACCUCACGAAAAUACUUUGUGCUUUGACUCUCUUAUUGUCAAUCACCCUGGUGGCACUCGAAGGGUUCGAACCAACAAACGACAAAAAGUGGUAUGUUGCUAUUAUGAUAUAUUUAAUCUUGUAUUCAACCAUCAUUCCUAUGAGUUUGCGUGUGAAUCUCGACAUGGCAAAGACAAUCUACGGCCGCUUUAUAGAACGCGACCAGGAUAUUCCUGGUACUGUCGUUAGGACCAGCACAAUACCUGAGGAUCUAGGUCGCAUCGAGUAUCUACUUUCAGACAAGACGGGGACGUUGACACAGAAUGAAAUGGAACUGAAAAAAAUUCACGUUGGAACCGUUUCGUAUGCCAACGAAGCCAUGGAAGAAGUUGCAUCAUAUAUUAAACAGGGCUUUUCCCUAUCUGAGAGCAGUCGCCAAUCUCUGGUUACACCAUCAACAGUUUUUGGUGCUCAAGUCGGCACCGCCGCAGCAACCCGCACUAGAAGGGAGAUUGGUACUCGUGUACGCGAUCUUGUGCUAGCUCUUGCUUUGUGUCACAAUGUUACUCCAACGACGGAAGAGGAAGGGGGCUCCAGAGUCACCAAUUAUCAAGCUUCAUCUCCUGAUGAGAUCGCCAUUGUCAAAUACACCGAGGAGGUCGGGCUCCGUGUGGCUUAUCGUGAUCGCAAAACGAUUCUGCUGGAGUCAACAAAUACAAACCAAGUUGUCGUUCGCGUUCAGAUCUUAGAAGUCUUUCCCUUCACCUCUGAGAGCAAGCGAAUGGGGAUUCUCGUAAAAUUCGACCACACCACUACAGACACUGGCCCUUCCGAGGGUGAUUCCGAAAUAUGGUUCUACCAGAAAGGAGCAGAUACGGUCAUGUCUUCGAUUGUUGCAGCAAAUGAUUGGCUGGACGAAGAGACAGCUAACAUGGCAAGAGAAGGGCUGCGUACGCUAGUUGUUGGACGGCGAAAGCUAUCUGCGGCCCAGUAUCAACACUUCACCUCUGCAUACAAGGAAGCUUCAAUGACAUUGCAGGACCGCGAUAGCAGCAUGGCACAAGUUAUCGGCGAAUUUCUUGAACGCGACCUUGAGCUUUUGGGAGUAACUGGUGUGGAAGAUCGUCUUCAGCGAGAUGUGAAGCCAUCUCUUGAAUUACUUCGAAAUGCUGGGGUGAGGGUUUGGAUGUUAACUGGGGACAAGAUUGAAACAGCACGAUGUGUGGCAAUCUCGGCAAAACUUGUUGCCCGGGGACAGUACAUUCAUACCGUCUCGAAGCUGAAAGAGAAAGCAGCCGCCCUAGAAACACUAGACUUCCUUCGGCAUAAAACCGACGCUUGCCUUUUGAUAGAUGGGGAGUCUCUAUCCCUCAUGCUCGGGCAAUUCCGAAUGGCGUUUAUCUCUGUGGCAGUUAAUCUACCUGUCGUCGUCGCUUGUCGAUGCUCACCGACCCAAAAAGCGGAAGUCGCUGAAUUGAUUCGGCACCAUACCAAGAAGAGAGUUUGCUGCAUUGGUGAUGGUGGUAAUGAUGUCUCCAUGAUCCAGGCUGCUGAUGUAGGAAUUGGUAUCGUUGGCAAGGAAGGUCGGCAGGCUUCUUUGGCUGCUGAUUUCAGUAUCACACAAUUUCAUCAUCUCACUAAGCUUCUAGUUUGGCACGGACGCAACUCAUACAAACGGUCAGCCAAACUGGGGCAAUUUAUCAUGCAUCGUGGCCUUAUCAUCAGUGCAUGUCAAACAAUGUACAGUAUCGCCAGCCAUUUUGAUCCAAAAGGCCUAUUCAUCAACUGGUUAAUGGUUGGCUACGCAACUCUCUACACCAAUGCGCCUGUAUUCUCUCUUGUUCUCGACAGGGAUGUUGACGAGGAACUGGCAAACCUAUAUCCCGAGCUAUACAAAGAGUUAAAGACCGGUCGUAGCUUAAGCUACCAAUCUUUCUUUGGUUGGGUUUUCAUUUCGGUUUACCAGGGCGCAGUCAUUCAAGGAUUGUCUCAAAUCCUCUUGGAUACAACUACCGGCGAUCGUCUUAUCAGCGUCUCGUUCACAGCUCUUGUUCUGAAUGAGCUACUCAUGGUUGCAAUCGCUGUGACAACUUGGCAUCCAAUAAUGAUAUUCUGUAUCGUCGGGACAGCAUUGGUAUAUGCCGCCAGUGUCCCGUUCCUGGGCGACUAUUUUGACUUGGCCUAUGUUAUCACGCUCGACUGGCUUUGGCGUGUGGUUGCUAUGCGAGACGGCGACAUCUUAUUAGUUAGCGGACGGUCUACUCCGAAGCUGACCCCGCCGCCCUCGCCGCCGUCCCCAUCGGCUUCAUACUACGAUAUCAGCGAUGAUGAGGAAAGCGAGUACAACACCAUUGCCCAUUCCAGCUCUGGGCGUGGCGUGAAACUCUUGUUCUCAAAGAGCAAGGUGUACAUUCACCCUACUCCCUCGUCAAAAGACAAUAUUCCCGGUUUUAUUGCCCUAUUACAACAGAAGCCAAUAACAGUCAGGACAUCCGAAGCUGUUUCCGAAUCUUCUUCCCCGCAGCGGACCAAUUCUUCCUCCUACCUUCUCGCAUGGGUGCCGGAAUCUGCCAUGGGCGACGCGUACAGCACGUACGUAAAGGUUGAUCUCUCUGAAAACGACUCCCCGCCUCGGCAGACUUACCUCGUGCCGGCACUUCCUACGAUGACAUCGUAUCAAGAUACAAUUGGCAUGUAUGCCUUUGCAGUCCCUCUUUCUGAGAUAUACUCCUUGUGGGUGCGUCCGCCGAGUCUUGGGUGGUGGUACGGAAGUUUAGUUAUAUGCACAAAGUCUGGGGAUAACUUCCCGGCUCUAUUCUUUCAUGACAACGAAUGCGAGUCAACGAUUUUGCAGAAACGAAGGAGAACUCGAGAAAGCUUCGACCCAUUUUCGGAUGACGGCGGCAUGUUCUGGGGUGGAGACGAAGUUCUGCGGUGGGUGAGGCGGUACGCUGAUGUUCAGCGGGCCGGCGCUGAUCCAAGCAAAUAUCUCAUUAAUCCAUCGGAGGAAGAUAAGAUCUCAUUUGGCCACUCGCUUGCCUCCAAAUCGGAUACGACUCAAGCCGCAUCUUCAAAACAAGUACCGCGUGACGCCUCUAUGGACCCUUUUACGAAAGCCAUCAAAGAGACACGGUGGAAAGUAUUGGAAGGCCUCAGUCGUAUCACAACAUUCACAAGGCGCACCGCGAACGAGAUUGCUGAGAAUUCUAUGAUCCCAACGCAAGUACGGCGCUUAAUGAAGAACCCUGAAAUACAGACGUUGCAAGACGAGUUUGACAGUGCGAGAAUCUACCUUGCUCGGUGGGCAAUGAAUAUUGCUGAACAAAGUGAGCGAGAUAGGAAUCAGCGCAUUUGGACUGCUCAGGAUGUGCUAGGGUCAGAGGACAGUUCUGUCGGGGAAUUUGAAAUUCUGGAGCUUGAGACGGGCACAUUGUCUAUCCAAGAACGCCGGAAACCAGUGACGAUACAAGAAUGGAAUAGCUGGUUUAAUAGUCAUGAUGGUCAUUUACAAAUCACUGUUGAUGAGGUCAAAGAAAGGAUUUUCCAUGGCGGCCUUGAUCCUAAUGACGGUGUUCGCAAAGAGGCUUGGCUCUUUCUACUAGAAGUAUAUCCAUGGGAUAGUAACGAAGAUGAACGAAGAGCCAUCAUGAACUCACGCAGAGAUCAAUAUGUGAGGUUAAAGGGUGCAUGGUGGGAGAGGAUGGUGGAUGGAGAGGUUAGUGGUGAAGAGUUUGAAUCCUGGAAGGAACAAAAGGGCCGGAUAGAAAAGGAUGUACAUCGUACAGAUCGAAAUAUUCCCCUUUUCGCUGGCGAGGAUAUACCUCAUCCUGAUCCAAACUCGCCUUUUGCCGACGCAGGCACAAAUGUUCACCUUGAACAAAUGAAAGACAUGCUUUUGACCUAUCAUGAGUAUAACCCUGGACUUGGUUAUGUGCAGGGUAUGAGUGACCUACUGGCGCCGAUUUAUGCUGUUAUGCAAGAUGACGCCGUAGCAUUUUGGGGAUUUUUUGGGUUCAUGGAGAGGAUGGAACCGAACUUUCUCCGUGAUCAAUCAGGCAUGCGUGCUCAAUUGCUGGCCUUGGAUCAUCUUGUUCAGCUUAUGGAUCCACAGCUCUACCUCCAUCUUCAAUCCGCCGACAGUACCAACUUCUUUUUCUUCUUCCGGAUGCUUUUGGUCUGGUACAAGCGCGAGUUCGCAUGGGGUGAUAUUCUCCGAUUAUGGGAGACCCUAUGGACCAAUUAUUACUCUAGCAGCUUCCAUUUAUUCAUCGCUUUGGCAAUCUUGGAGAAGCACCGGGAUGUCAUCAUGGACCAUCUGAAGCACUUUGACGAGGUUCUAAAAUACAAUGUGGUAGUCAAUGAACUCUCGAAUACAAUGGAGCUUGUUCCAAUCCUUACGCGCGCAGAGUCACUUUUCCGUCGCUUUGAGCGUGUGGUACAAGCAGUUGACAAGAAAAACAAUUUCCCCGAACCCAGCAGUGUCAGCCGGAAAGACUCUAACUCUCAGCAAAAGGGGAAAUCCCCAUCGACUUCAGCCUCCCUGAACAACGCAGACACGAAGGAGAAGGUUAUUUCUCCUGAACUUCGGCAGCUGCUCAGUCGGAAAAACCGAACGGUCAACUCAUUCAUUAGCCGGUCAGAACAGGCUGGGUCAAGUACCACCGCUACGUAG